ACAUAGACCCUAUACAACCUAUUCAGCCUUGUAGAUCUGAAUUUAACUUAAGAACAAUAACAACGACAGAAUUAAUUCAAACAAUUGGGAAAACUAACUUAAACAAGGCCCCAGGUCUAGACAAAAUACCAAUUAAACUAAUUAAACUAGCAGGAGAUGCCAUUCACGACUCCUUACUACAUAUCUUUAACCUUGUACUGGGCACUGGCAUUUUCCCAGAUGAUUUAAAACUUGCUAAAAUAAUACCUAUUCAUAAAGAAGGUGACAAGGCGGAAUGCGGAAACUACCGGCCUAUAUCUGUAAUUCCUACUGUCGCCAAAAUCCUUGAAAAGAUUAUAUACGACCAAUUAAGUUCAUAUAUCAAUGACAACGACAUCAUUUGUAAACAGCAAUUUGGCUUUAGACCAAAUCAUUCUACAGAAACUGCCCUAUUAAAAUGUACAGAUCAAUGGCUACUUAACAUGGAUAAAGGAAUGGCAAAUGGAGUGCUAUUUUUGGAUCUUAAAAAAGCGUUUGACACGGUUGAUCAUUCUAUUCUCCUACAAAAGCUAUACCAAUAUGGUAUAAAGGGUACUCCUCUAAAAUUACUAGCAUCUUACUUAAACAACAGAAAACAAGUUUGUGUCAUUAAUAAUAACAAGUCAGGCCAAGAAACAGUUCAAUGUGGAGUACCACAAUUGAUAACGAACUAA
Molecule: messenger RNA, 692 nt
Organism: Paramuricea clavata
Lineage: Eukaryota; Metazoa; Cnidaria; Anthozoa; Malacalcyonacea; Plexauridae
Source: the annotation of a GenBank genome assembly